UCGAACUAAUCUCGCCCCUCCUUGUGUGUACCGCCUGUACCCUACCGACUCUCGCUUGUCCCUCGCAUCGCAUCACCACAUCUGCACCCACCGUAAUGUCCGAGUGUACCGGCAACCCGAACUCGUGCGGCUUCUGCUCCGGCGCGCCCGCCGCGCACGACCACUGCGCGAAGGACGAGGUACGCGGAUGCGCGGCCGACCCGGAGCACUGCGAAACGUGCCGCGGCGCAGGGUGUCUCGCGACCGAGUGUACUGGAAACGCGUCAACUUGCAAGGCAUGCCAGGCGGGCCACUUCCAGUCGUGCCGCCGCCAGGCCGUGAAUGCGACCGAGGGCGUCGAGCGCGUCGCCAAGUAACCGCCCGGCCGUAUGUACGCGGCUGAGCCGCUGUUGUAUUAAUGCAUGGCACUAAACGAGAACG
Cutaneotrichosporon oleaginosum is the source of this 420-nucleotide messenger RNA. RefSeq lists its product as uncharacterized. The record is from RefSeq and is a predicted model, not a curated record. NCBI's taxonomy places the organism in Eukaryota, Fungi, Basidiomycota, Tremellomycetes, Trichosporonales, Trichosporonaceae.